This is a messenger RNA of Leptopilina heterotoma, 1629 nucleotides long. RefSeq names its product odorant receptor 85b-like. Gene Ontology annotation, biological process: sensory perception of smell; detection of chemical stimulus involved in sensory perception of smell. The transcript has 8 exons. The record is from RefSeq and is a predicted model, not a curated record. Gene Ontology annotation, cellular component: plasma membrane. The coding region runs from base 1 to 1629 and encodes 542 amino acids. Gene Ontology annotation, molecular function: odorant binding; olfactory receptor activity. NCBI's taxonomy places the organism in Eukaryota, Metazoa, Arthropoda, Insecta, Hymenoptera, Figitidae.
AUGACCUAUAUCAAGAUUUAUCGUAAUGACAUUAUUGCCUUUAAGAAUAUGUUUCUUGACAAAAAAUGCAUUCCACAAAAUAAACAUGAAUUAUCAAUACGAAUAAAAAUUUAUGAAAACGAAAGAUUCAAUUCACGACUCUUCGCAAUUUCUUGCUUUGCUCCUUUACUUCCGUUUGUCCUGGUACCAUUGGCAAAGGGAGUUUUAAUCUACAGAACAUGGAUGCCAUACGAUAUUAAUUCUAGAUUUCGAUUUUGGAUUACUAGCUUCUUUCAAACUUUAGCUGCAAGUCUGACAGUUGUUAUUUAUUCGUCCGUUGAAAUUAUUCCUGCAAUUAUGAUGCAACAAAUAUGUGCACAAUUGGAGAUAUGCAUGAAUCGUCUAAUGAAUCUCCUUCGACUAUUAAGGGAAAAUAAUGACACUAUCAAUAAAAUCAACACAUUUCGACUUGAAUCAAAGCUCGUCGAAAACUGUAUUUUACAUCAUGUUUAUAUUUACAGGUUGAAAAAGAAAUUAAAUGAUCUAUUCAGUUUAAUAGUUUUUAUGCAAUUUUUUGCAUCUACCAUAAUUCUAUGUACAGUUGUUUAUCAAUUAUCAAAAUUGAGUGUAAUGAGCAUGAAAUUUUGGACAAUGUUUAUAAUGUUGAUCGCUUUUUUGCUGCAAAUAUUUUUGUAUUGUCUCUUCGGAGAGUUAAUGAUAGAAAGGAGUUUAGCAAUUUCUGAUACAAUUUAUCAAAUGAAUUGGACUAUGCUUAGUGAGAAAACAAAAAAGAAUUUGAUUAUGAUAAUGGUACGAUCGAGUAGGCCAAUUGUGUUAAAUGGCGCAUCAAUGAUCACGAUAUAUAAUUCACAAAUUUUUAUGACUACCUGUUUGAUAACUGCUGUUACAAUUGUUAUACUGCCAUUGACGAAAGGAGAGAAUGUCACUCUGAUAUUAAGAACGUGGAUACCAUACGAAAUUAAUAGUGCAUUUCGCUUUUGGAUGACUUAUUUGUAUCAGACAAUUAUUGUAAUAUUGUCUGUUGGAACAUAUUCUGCCGUUGAGGUUGUUGCUGCUGUUAUGAUGCAACAAAUUUGUGCUCAAUUAGAGAUAUGCAUGUGUCGAUUAAUGAAACUUCCUCAACUAUUGAGAGAAAAGGAAAACAAUAAAAUUGACAUUCAUCGACAAGAAUCUGAAUUUGUUGAAAAUUGCGUCAUGCAUCAUGUUUACAUUUUCAGACUGAAGAAACAAUUAAACGAUCUAUUUAGUUUAAUGGUAUUUAUGCAAUUCUUUGCAACCACGAUAAGUUUAUGUACAGUUGUUUAUCAAUUAUCAAGACUGAGUUUUUUGAAUUUAAAAUUUUGGACAAUGGUGGUCACGUUUAUAACUUUCCUGAUGCAAAUAUUUUUGUACUGUAUUUUUGGUGAUAUAAUGAUAGAAAAGAGUUUAGCAAUUGCUGAUGCAAUUUACAAUAUGAAUUGGACAUCGCUUACUGAAAAAACAAAAAGAAAUUUAAUCAUGAUAAUGGUGCGAUCGAAUAGGCCAAUUAUAUUAAAUGGCGCCUCCUUAAUUCCGAUGUCAAUUGACACUUUUGUCAAGAUUUUGAAAGCCUCAUUCUCUAUUUUCAAUUUACUACAAUCAACAACGUAG